AUGGCAGAACUCCCAAUUGAGAUAGUGACUAACGUACUAUCAAGGCUUCCAUUGAAAGCCCUCUUCAAAUGCAAGUGUGUCUGCAAGACAUGGUGCAACUUACUAUCGGAUUCUUGGUUCGUGAAAUUGUGGGAAACUAAAUGGAGAAAACUCCGUUUCUUUUACGUAGAAGAUCUAGCAUGUUCCCGUGAUGGAAAUCGCUGUACCCUCCAAUUUACAUCCGCAGAUGAAGAAGGCCGCAGCAUUGUGCAAGAAUUCACCAAGGAAGGAAAAUACUAUAUGCCUAGAGGAAAACACUAUACGGAUAGAGGACUGAACAUGGUGUUGGCCCCCUGCAACGGCCUACUGUGUAUUUACAGAAGAUACUUUUUAUUGGGGAUGAUUGGGCCUUUUCAUUUAUGUAAUCCUAUAACUCACCAAUUUGAAAUACUCCCAGAGUGCUCUCCACAAACAUGGGGCCAUGCAAUUGGUUUUGGACAUGUACCUUCUACGGGAGAGUACAAAGUUGUGAGGAUAUUCACUGCAGAAUUUGUGCACGGAGACGACAUAGACGGUGAUUUCGGUUGUGAAAUCUUUAGCAUUAAACGUGAAGGUAAUUAUUAUUCAUCAUCAGAUUCUUGGAGAGUCAUUAAUCGAUCCAAGUGCCCAUAUCCAAUUCGUAAUACCGCUGUUUUUGUUAAUGGACGUCUUCACUGGGUAGUCAAUACUGAAUGUCGUUUUCCACCAGAUCAUGACAAUGCCAUAAUUUUCUUCGAUUUGGCUAGUGAAACUUUUGGGUAUGUCCCCCAUCCUCCAGAUUACCAGCAUGAACAAGAAAGUUCCAUUUAUGUGUUGGAUUUGGCAGGUACCCUUUGCCUACUUGACUUUGAUGAAAAUCUGAUUCGACUAUGGAUGCUUGAUGAUUAUGACAAAGGCAUCUGGGCCGAAACACAUAACAUCAUGUUAGACCCUCUGCCUUUGGAAGACGGUAUAAGCUUUAAAUUUAUGGCGGGCAGGGAAUUAUUGAUGGCACCUUGGCAUUGUAAAUACAGACUCUACUACAACAUUGACACGCGAACUUUUAGAAGAGUUGAAAAGCCUGAGCCUGCAGGAUCUCAUGGGUGGACUUUUGGAUACUACUGGGAAAGCUAUGAAGAUCUGAUGGAAAAUCACAAAGUACUAGCAUUAUGUUAG
Messenger RNA from Coffea eugenioides, 1173 nucleotides. Its product is annotated as F-box protein At5g49610-like. Bases 1 to 1173 code for a protein of 390 amino acids. The record is from RefSeq and is a predicted model, not a curated record. Gene Ontology annotation, molecular function: protein binding. The transcript has a single exon. Lineage: Eukaryota; Viridiplantae; Streptophyta; Magnoliopsida; Gentianales; Rubiaceae.